Messenger RNA from Echinops telfairi (small Madagascar hedgehog), 1757 nucleotides. RefSeq names its product transmembrane protein 71 (gene TMEM71). Bases 213 to 1145 code for a protein of 310 amino acids. The record is from RefSeq and is a predicted model, not a curated record. The transcript has 10 exons. Lineage: Eukaryota; Metazoa; Chordata; Mammalia; Afrosoricida; Tenrecidae.
AAAUGCCUGCCCUCGGUCUUUGGCGACGGCUCUGCUGGAAGGAGGGGGAGACCAGGUUCCUCUUUAUUAAGAGACUUCUGCUCCUGUUGGUGCGCUGACAUCCAAUUCUCAGCUGAAGACCCCGAAGCCCUGGUUUUCUCUGCUGACGGUCAACCUCCUGGAGCCUUCUGUUUCAAAUAAUCUGUGAUCGCUGGACGAGCAGCCUUCCCAACAUGCACCGGAUAUCCCAACUGAUGUCAACACCAGUCACAAGGUCUUCCGGGUCAGAGAGAGAACACACCAGAGCGCUGUCUCCCACCUGCCUUUUCCCAAGCUUGGCCUGUGGUGCCCUGGAUGGGGACAGUUCUUUUGAAUGCUGCUCUGUAGAUCCCCUCACAGGCUCCCACCUGACCUGUCGUCGAAGUCCCAGACUCCUCACCAAUGGCUACUACAUUUGGACUGAAGACAGCUUCUUCUGUGACGACGAAGGCCACCUGACUCUGCGUCCUUCCCAGACCAGUGUUAUGUACAAGGAGAACUUAAUUCGAAUAUUCAGGAAAAAAAAGAGGAGCCGCCACUCCCUCUCUUCUCUCUUCCAUGCCAGCACCUCCAAGUCCUGGCUUCACGGAAGGAUCUUUGGUGAUGCGGAGUCUUCCUCAAGUGAGGACAUUUGGUUGGAGCAGCUGGGAAGACCGGAUGAUUACCAUUGCAAUGAAAGUGCAGGUGAAGCCAGCUCAUCUUCUCUGACUGGUGACUGGGUGUCCGAGGAGCUGGGGACAGAGUCCAAGGCCACCCUCUCUCCCAGAUGCUCAGCAUCUCCGUCCCUCCAGGAAGUCCCCCAGGACUCAGCUCUCCAGUCCCAGCUAAUGACGGCCGCUGAGCAUUUCCCUAAGAACAGCCUGGAUCAUUCAAAAACCCAUUUUCUGCAAGAAGCCUCCUUCCAAGCCAUCCUGUUGGCUGCCUGUCUCAUCUUUUCUGCAUGUGCCAGAUGGUUUCUGGGAGGCAUAGUAGCCAGCGUCUUCAUGUGCUCAUCGCUGAUAACCACAGCUUAUGUUGUCAAGUCAUUGUUUCCCAGCGUCGCCAGCUAUUUCAAAGCCACCGCCUGUACUCGAUUGUGUGAGGCCGGGUUGUGUAGGGACACGCAUCCAAGAAAGAACUUUAAAUGAAGAAGCAACUCUGCAGCAAGAAGGCGCCCCAGCCCCGUCCAGCUCACGUCUGCGAGGAAGGCGGCGAGGUGACAGGGAGAGCAGCAGUGCCCAGAGGCUCUCCCUCUUACACCAAAGGCCACCCUCCCACGGAGGUAUCCUCAAUGUGUUGCUUGAUUGACAGGUUUGACCCCACCCCUAGCCGGGAUGUCUAGUUGACAUAAGAUCAUCUAACUACCACAGAGCACCCCUUGUCAACUGGACACCUUUACACAACUCUUUUAACCACGCACACUCUCAAAACAAAGGCAAUAGUUAAAUUAUAGUUGCCCCUAACAUGAUACAACUAACACAGAGAUCCUUAAGCAAAAACCUACCGCAUAGAAAAUAUCUGUCGGGCAAAAUAAAGGAUAAACAGCAGAGGGUUUUGGGACACGUGGACAGAGUGCAGCUGGACCACUGACUGAGGGACCACAGAAGAAGCUGACCUUUCUGCUGUAGGACUCUGGGAGACUCCACUCCCAGGGGAUCAGAGUCAGGGCUCACCCUACACUGGUUGGUAUGGUUGUAUCAACACAACAAAAGAAAACUCCAGGUCUCAAUUCUACCUUACAAAUAGGAUUAGACCAGAGC